Molecule: messenger RNA, 3543 nt
Organism: Notechis scutatus (mainland tiger snake)
Lineage: Eukaryota; Metazoa; Chordata; Lepidosauria; Squamata; Elapidae
Gene: C4H3orf70
Product: chromosome 4 C3orf70 homolog
Biological process (GO): nervous system development
Source: RefSeq, a predicted model, not a curated record
CGACCCGCUGCGCUUUGUGUGCGCACAAGCGGGAGUGACUCGGCGACAAGGCGUGAGCUCAGAGCGGGCUGCAAGUAAGGGGAAGGCGGCGGCGGCGGCAGCACCACUAUGAGCGGGGUCGGGGCGGCGGCCAGCGUCGCUGCCGCUUCUCUUCUGGUCGGGAAAAGCGAGAAACUGGACGAGGCUCAAGCGCUGGCCCGCAGCUGCGCUGGAAGACCCGACUUUCAGCCUUGCGAUGGGCUGUCGCUGUGCGCCACACACAGUCACGGCCGCUGCUUCCGUCUGCACUGGUGCUGCCAUCUGGGCUGGUGCCAUUGUAAAUAUGUUUAUCAGCCUAUGACUCCAGUAGAACAACUUCCAAGUACUGAAAUACCUAUUCGGCCUCGAGGAACCAUAAACACUAUUCAGAUAGCUGUCUCCCUCACAGAACACUUUUUGAAGUUUGCACCUGUCUUCCAAGCCCCAUUACCACCAGACUCCCCACGGUUUUGCACAAUUUCAGACCUCUUUAUUGACAAUUACCGUGUGAAAUGCAUCAAUGGGAAGAUGUGUUAUGUGCAGAGGCAACCUCCUGCUCUCUCCUAUAAGUUGAAGCCCCAGGAGGUCCCCACACGCAAUGCCUUAAUUUUGAGAGAGAAUAACACACCAAAAAUAGAUCAUUGCUCAUCCCCUUCCAGUUCUGAGGAUUCUGGGAUCAAUGCUGUUGGGGCUCAUUAUGUAGAGUCAUGUGACGAAGACACAGAAGAAGGAGCAGAGCUAAGUUCAGAAGAGGAUUAUAGUCCAGACAGUAGCUGGGAGCCAGAUGAGUGUCCCCUUCUAUCACCUUCACAGUGUGAACUAGAAGUAAUUGAAACCAUAGAAACCACAGUGUGAAAUUUGGAGCUGGGAGCUAGUUAGGCAUAUUAAAAUAACACUGGUUUUCUAACAUUUAUACUGGCAUUUUUGACAGGUCCUUUUUUGCAGUGUACUUGAUAUCCCUCAAGGAACACAGUGACAAUAUUUAGCCAUCUGUGAAUUAAUUCCUUGAUACUCAUUCUAUCAAUGAAUGUCCAGGAACCUUGCUGUAUAGCUCAAAAGAUACCAGAAUUGACAUCUUUAGUUACAGACUAAACCUCAUCAUCAUGAACAACAGCUAAAUUGCAAUGGCCAGAUUAUCUUGUAAAUGAAUGAUUUUCAGACUUUGGUCUCUAGUUACUUUAGCAAAACCUGGAUCCCAGCAUGAUACAAACACACACUUUUCCCCAAGAAGGACAUUUGUGUGUUUACAGGCAUUCUCUUAUUAUGAAUCAGUUCAAUUUUAUUAUGGUCAUAGACUGCAUAACUGUUACUAUAUUAUGUAUGGUAGUCUAGAAAUUAAGAGUAUCAGUGGCUUACACCACGUCCUACAAUCUUUUCAGGUAACCUGUGGUCUAUACAUACCACUGAUUAAGAACCCUCUUUGAAAGUCAGUAUCUACUCUAAAAAUAAGCAAUUGGUUGGGGAUUUCUCAUUUGGAAUAAGGAUUUAGCCUUUUGUGCAUUUGCUGAGUAUCAAUAGGAGGUUAGCCAUACCUUUGAUGAGCAGAGCUAAAUCCAUAAGCAAAUAUUCUUUAUCUAUGUGUAUUAUUUUAUGUAGGAGACAAGAAGCCAUGGCUCUCCCCACUAGCUCAGAUGUUAGGUAUAUCUUUCAAAAUGACCUGUAUACACUAACCUCUUUUGCCAGCUACAGAGUAACUCAGGAGAUUGCCAGCAUAAGCACAAUACUCAGCCAAUAUAACUGAAACUGUUUCUAUAAUAAGAACAUGUCAGAGAGGCUUGAAUUAAAAUCCUUCAAGGGAUACAUUAUUACACUGCCAACUGACCGUUAUAUAUCAUUCCACUGAUAUAUAAUCUGACUUUAAAUAUUUAAAUUAUUUUCUGUAUUAAAACAGAGAACAAGCUGGAUUUUAUCAUAGAAACAAAGCAUAUACGAAAGAGCUACUCAUCUGCAAUAGGUUAUACAGAGAUUGCAAUUUCAGUGUAUAUUCUCAUAAUGAAAAUUAGGAUUAUUUUUUAGAUCAGCCAAAUAUAGCCUGGCUUGGUAUUUACCCAUCGUAAGACAACAAAAACAAAAAACAAAAUAGGAAAGGGAAAGGGGGGGUGGGAGGUUAAGCCUUCUGCUCCCAGCAAAGGGCAGCCAUAAACUUGUGAAGUUUAGGAAAAUCAGGAAAACUAAUCAGGAUAUGUUGCAGUAUCUGUUUUAGAGAGAUUAACACAGCCUUUUUUGCUAUGGAUAUAUUCAAUCAAUGCACUUCCAAGCUAAGAACAAUUGGUAUAUGGUAAAUGGUAAAUGGUAUAUGAACUGACUUAAGAAAGUAUUUCAGUAUAGACCUAGGGCAAUACAAUUUAAUAGUUCCAUUUAUUAAUCUGUACAUUUGAUGACUCGGGAUUUACAUUUAGUACUGGGUCUAUUCUAUUAUCUGUUUAAAAAUUAUCCACUUGUGCACAGUAGGUUUGAGUGUAGCUAAAUGAAAAGAAGGUGUCAUGGUAGUUUUAGCCUCUGACAUACAGUAUUUUGAUUUAAAGAAACAAUCUGAAAAAAAAGCAGCUGAUUAUUUUCUUCUAGCUUUGCUUAAUCAUUGUUUAUGUUAUUCAGUAUAAAAUAGUGAAAAGUGUAUAGUGGAAAGAGAUCUUUAUAUCCCUGAUGUAUUUGUGCCUCCAUUUUAAGUUUACACAAUAUGGUUAUCCUAUCAGAAGAGCCCUGCUAAUCAGUUUAAGGAUUAUGGCCCUUUGAGCUGUAAAUGUGCAUUUCCCCCCCAAUAUUUUAAAGUAAGAAUUUCAAAUACACUUAAAUAGUCAUGUACCAGUGGAUGAAAAUGUUUUACCUCCUAACAUUUUUGCAUUCGCCUUUGUGAUACAUAACUGAUUUUUUUUCCUAUAACACCAGGGCAUCUAUUAAUAAAUACAGCCCUGUUUUAUAAUGGUUUAAUUAACUCAAUUUCCAUUAAGUUUAGCUAAGAAUGGUAACAUAUAAAUAUGUACAGUUGUAACUCUCAGUAUUAGAUUAUCUUAUGCUGUGUUGUUGAAUGCUGCUCUUUAUAUACAAUCCUGACACAUAAUAACUGAUUUUUAUACAUACACUCAGACAUAGGCACUUUUAGAAAAAUAUUUAGAUUGCAGUGUAUUAUGAAUGAUAAAAUUAAUAUGUACUUUAAAGUAUACAAAUAUUACCUUAAGAAGUAAAAAAAACUAUUUAUUCUGAUAAGUGAUACUAAAAUGUAUUUCUAGUCCCCAUUCCCCCCAAAAGAAAGAAGAAACACAGCUUUAGCUAUCAUAAGAGGUAAAUCCUGUCUUAGUAGUUCUGAAAAAUUACAGCAUUCUUCUAAUUUUUAAAGAGAACGUUGUUUCACUAUAGAAGUGUUAUCUCGGGAUUCUUAAAGAUUUUCUCAGGUGAUGUUAAGAAUUCUUAUGGAUUUUAUAGAAGAAACUGCAUAAAAUACAAUUAUAUACUCAAAUUAUUUGGAACUGAAGAUUUAAAAUAUAGCUUGUCUGACUGGGUUAGUUUGUGACAGACUAUCUCGUGUUU